Messenger RNA from Perca fluviatilis (European perch), 4219 nucleotides. RefSeq names its product solute carrier family 12 member 7-like. Gene Ontology annotation, biological process: chloride ion homeostasis; potassium ion import across plasma membrane; chemical synaptic transmission. Gene Ontology annotation, cellular component: membrane. Lineage: Eukaryota; Metazoa; Chordata; Actinopteri; Perciformes; Percidae. The record is from RefSeq and is a predicted model, not a curated record. Gene Ontology annotation, molecular function: potassium:chloride symporter activity.
AGGAACAAGGAGAGCGAGGGAAGAAACCCUUCAGGACUUUGGCCUGUCUCACGUGCAGGAGGCGGCACUUUCACCCUGAGUUUAGAGAACACUGGAUCCCACAACAAAGAGUUGUGAAACAAAGAUUUAGAUUUAACAGGUAGUGCCAUCCUGGUUGUCGACACUGGACACCCCUUUGUACUUUCUUCCAUACAACUGAAGAGCCAAGAUGCCCACCAACUUCACUGUAGUGCCAGUGGAGGAUGAAGAGGGCGGCAGCAACAGCGCGGCUGCAGCUGGAAGCAGCAAACCUGUCAGUUUGGGCAACAUUUUUGGGGAGGAAGACCAUGAGGACAACUUACAAGACCCUCACUCAGGAGAUGACUGUCAGAGAGAGUCGAGUCAAUUCCUUAACUCAGACGAUGAUGGAGAACACUAUUAUGAAGGCAAGAACAUGGCCCUGUUUGAGGAGGAAAUGGAAAGUCACCCUAUGGUAUCAUCUCUUCUCAACAAGCUGGCCAACUACACCAACCUGACCCAGGGUGUUCGUGAGCAUGAGGAGGCUGAGGAUGGGGUCAGGAGGGUCGCUGUUGUGGUCCCCCAAAUGGGAACCUUCAUUGGAGUUUACCUUCCCUGCAUGCAGAAUAUCCUGGGCGUGAUUCUCUUUCUGCGUCUCACCUGGAUCGUCGGCACAGCAGGAAUCCUGGGAUCCUUCGCCAUCGUCUCCAUUUGCUGCAUCUGUACCUUGCUCACAGCCAUAUCAAUGAGUGCCAUAGCAACCAAUGGAGUUGUCCCAGCCGGUGGCUCAUACUACAUGAUCUCCAGGUCACUGGGUCCAGAGUUUGGAGGAGCAGUGGGUCUCUGUUUCUAUCUUGGAACCACCUUUGCUGGAUCCAUGUACAUACUGGGCACCAUAGAGAUUCUGCUGACGUACAUUGUUCCAACAGCAACAGUGUUUAAAGAAAGCGAAAAUGCAGCAAUGCUCAACAAUAUGCGUGUCUAUGGCACAUGCUGCCUGCUACUGAUGGCUCUGGUAGUGUUUGUAGGGGUAAAGUAUGUGAACAAACUGGCUCUGGUGUUUCUGGCUUGUGUGUUUCUCUCGAUCUUGGCCACUUAUGCAGGAGUCAUCAAGACGAUCAUCGAGCAACCAGACUAUAACGUCUGUCUGUUGGGAAACCGAUCUCUGAAGAAUGAAAUGUUUGAAACCUGUGCAAAGACAACGGUUGUGAAAAACAAAACCGAGUUCACAGACCUAUGGAGCCUCUUUUGCGACAGCAACGCAACCUGUGAUGAAUACUUUGACUUAAACAAUCUGACAGAGAUACGGGCCAUACCCGGGCUUCUGAGCGGAGUUAUCAAAGACAACCUGUGGGGCGACUAUGGUCCAGCUGGUAUGCUCAUAGAGAAGAAAGACCAGCCUUCAGUAGAAGCCCAGGGCACGUCCAAUGACAUGAAUAAGCCCUACGUCUUCAAUGACAUCGCCACAUACUUCACUCUGCUGGUGGGAAUAUACUUCCCCUCUGUCACAGGUAUAAUGGCUGGUUCUAAUAGGUCUGGUGAUCUCAGGGAUGCCCAGAGGUCCAUCCCAAUAGGAACCAUAAUGGCUAUUGUCACCACGUCUUUCAUCUACAUCUCCUGUGUGGUCUUGUUUGGAGCCUGUAUUGAAGGAGUGGUACUGAGAGACAAGUUUGGUUACUCAGUACAGAAGAAUCCAGUAAUUGGUAUUCUGGCCUGGCCGUCACCCUGGGUGAUUGUGAUUGGCUCGUUUUUCUCCUGCUGUGGGGCGGGGCUGCAGAGCCUCACUGGCGCCGCGGUUGCGCAGGCCAUCGCUCGGGAUGGCAUCAUCCCGUUCCUACAGGUCUUUGGUCAUGGGAAGGCUAAUGGUGAGCCCACCUGGGCUCUGCUGCUGACAGUUGGGAUCUGUGAGAUAGGAAUCCUAAUUGCUUCUCUGGAUGCCGUGGCCCCAAUCCUCUCCAUGUUUUUCCUCAUGUGCUAUCUGUUUGUUAACCUGGCCUGUGCUGUUCAGACUUUGCUCCGUACCCCCAACUGGAGACCUCGCUUCAAGUUCUAUCACUGGACCCUCUCCUUCUUAGGGAUGAGUCUGUGUCUCUCUCUCAUGUUUAUCUGCUCCUGGUACUACGCCCUGGUUGCCAUGGUGAUAGCUGGCUGUAUCUACAAGUACAUUGAGUACAGAGGGGCAGUGAAGGAAUGGGGUGAUGGGAUCAGAGGUCUGUCCUUGAAUGCAGCACGCUAUGCUCUCAUCCGUCUGGAGGAAGCACCACUACACACCAAAAACUGGAGGCCUCAGCUGUUGGUGUUGUGUAAGUUGGACUCCGACCUGAAGGUGAAACACCCUCGUCUCUUGUCUUUUACCACGCAGCUCAAAGCAGGAAGAGGACUGACCAUCGUCUGCUCAGUCCUGGAGGGAACCUACAUGACCCGGGGAAAUGAUGUCAAGACUGGAGAGCAGAACUUAAAAGCAGCGAUGGCUGCUGAGAAGAUGAAGGGUUUCUCCCAUGUGGUGGCGUCGUCCAACCUGCGAGACGGUUUCUCCCUGCUCAUCCAGUCAGCAGGACUGGGGGGAAUGAAACACAACGCUGUCCUGAUGGCCUGGCCAGCAGGCUGGGGACAAGCCCGGGACUCCUCCGCAAGGAGGAACUUUAUAGAAACAGUAAGAGAGACGACGGCAGCUCAACAGGCUCUGUUGGUUGCUAAGAACAUUGACCAUUUCCCUGGUAACCAGGAGCGUCUGAAGGGGGGGACCAUUGAUGUGUGGUGGAUCGUGCAUGAUGGUGGACUGCUCAUGCUGCUGCCAUUUUUACUUAGUCAACACAAGGUAUGGAGGAAGUGUCAAAUGCGAAUCUUCACGGUGGCCCACAUGGACGACAAUUCCAUCCAGAUGAAGAAAGACCUCCAGAUGUUUCUCUACCAGCUACGCCUGGAUGCGGUGGUGGAGGUUGUGGAGAUGCAUGAAAGUGACAUCUCUGCCUUCACCUAUGAGAAGACGCUGGUGAUGGAGCAGAGGUCUCAAAUGCUUAAACAGAUGCAGCUGUCCCGCACUGAGAGGGAGAGAGAGAUUCAGAGCAUCACAGAUGUAUCCCGCAGCUCCAUAAAGAGGAAAAAUCCGCCAGGUGACCCCUCCUCCAACACCCUGUGCAUACCAGAGGAUAAGGCCCAGUUGAUCCACGACCGGAACACGGCGUCUCAUUCUAAAAUGAAUGACAAAGCUGCAGGUGCCACACCAGAUCGUGUCCACAUGACCUGGACCAAAGACAAACUGGUCAAUGAGAGGAACAGACAAAGAGAAGGCAUGGGAGUUAAAGACAUGUUUAAUAUGAGACCGGAGUGGGAGAAUCUUAGCCAAUCCAACGUGCGGAGGAUGCACACAGCUGUGAAGCUGAAUGAGGCGGUGCUCAAGAAAUCCUGUGAUUCACAGCUGGUCUUGCUCAACAUGCCGGGACCGCCGAAGAACAAGAAAGGGGAUGACAACUAUAUGGAGUUCCUGGAGGUCCUGAUGGAUGGCCUAGACCGUGUGCUGUUGGUUCGUGGAGGUGGUCGGGAGGUCAUUACCAUCUACUCCUAGCACCAAAAGGUUCCUAAUUGCUUGUUUGGAAGGGAACAUUGUUGGACAGUAGGACCCCAGAGGGCAGGGGUUUGACAAUGAGACAUGGACAAAGAUGACGGACAGAAAAAAGGAGGACCAUGAUCGCUGUGAAGUGAAUGGGAGUCUACCUGCAGCACAGCCUGAGCUCAGUGCAUCACUUCUGGGCAAAGAGGGCUCUCUACACCCCCUCCUCCUGGGGCUCUUUAACUCUGCCACAUACUGUAUAUACACUGUGGAGAGAAUAGAGAGAUGUGGAGAUGUUCUUUCCACAGAUAAACUGUUUUCUGAAAGAGCUUCCAUUUUAAUUUAACAUGUUAUUGUGCUUCACCAGGCAUUUGUUGGAGGAAAGAACAGGAAACUACAGCUUAUUGUCAUUUUUAGCAUUUCACUGAUUGUGGUAGCUGGCAACUGUCUCAUUGUCAUCAUCACAGUUAGUGAGGUUAAAGCCAAAGUCCCAUUGAUUAGUAUACUCUAAGUAACAGUUUCAGGGCAAAUGUGGCAGUAUUGAUUGUAAUCUAUAGUCUUGAACAUUGCUUAUUAACUGUUUUUGUUUGUCACAGAUACCAUUGGUGAUCAAAAAGGAACAUAUAGUGAAAAUGCAACAGAGGAAAUGCAACUUCUGUGAUUUUAGUACAU